Molecule: messenger RNA, 903 nt
Organism: Fusarium verticillioides 7600
Lineage: Eukaryota; Fungi; Ascomycota; Sordariomycetes; Hypocreales; Nectriaceae
Exons: 3
Coding region: 67-795 (242 amino acids)
Molecular function (GO): protein binding
Source: RefSeq, a predicted model, not a curated record
GCGUUGGAGAUCACACCAUCCAUUCCGCCCCGGAUACAUGAGACUCGACUCUCCCCUAGCACAGAGAUGCAGUCACCGCCAUUUGAAGAGUUUGGCGCAUCCUUGAAGAAGUUCUUCAACAAUACAAGCCUUUCAGAUACCGUCAUCAAAUGCGGAGGUCGGGAAUUUGCAGCCCACAGUCUUGUUCUCUUUUGCCACUCCGAGUAUUUUAAAAAGCAGCUAGAUGGGCCAUGGAAGGAGAGUUCUGACCGAGUGAUAGAAAUCAUGGAUUUCGACCCCGCUGUUGUCAGGGCAAUGACACUUUUCCUCUACUGCUUCGAUUACGAGUCCCCAGCUGAUUCAUCAGCUAUGAUAUUCCAUGCCCAGGUCUAUCAAAUCGCUGAUAAAUACGGCAUUGAGGCAUUAAAGAGACUCUCUGCGACGAAGUACCGUACCAGCAUUGAUGCGGGAUGGGAGAUGGAUAGCUUCCCAGACGCAAUCGAACUGGCAUUCACGACUACGCCACCCGGCGACAGAGGAUUACGCGAUAUCGCUGUGGAAGUUGCAUUCAAGAGGCUCGGGAACCUGAUGGCCCAAGACACGUUCUGCGGAAUGAUGCGCGAUAAUCCAGACAUUGCUGCUGAUAUUAUUCGAUUUACAAAUGGGAUAUGCGAAAGGGUCAAGAACUACAAGUGCAGAACGUGUAGGCGCGUCUUUUUGCUAGGUUUUCCAGUGUCCCAGGAGCCUUACGCAUUGCAGUACUGCCCGUCGUGUGAAACGUUUCACUCAUCUUGGAGACCUGAGGCUGGAAGCUGAUAGGCAUCCAGGCGGUCUUGGUUGGUUCGGAGACUAUUGAAUAAGGCUAUUUAAAUACACUCAUCUUAGUUUACAAGCAUACUGCCAAGACCAGCGUUUCUCACUCUG